UCUCAUUACACAACCGGCAGCCUCAACCCGAGUCCAGUCUCUCCAGCAACGCCGUCUCCGCGGAGUCCACCGGUGCCUUCUUCUCUGGACAACAUGUCCACCGCGGACUCGGGAAGCAAGUCUCCGUCCAAGGAGGACGCGGCGGAGCGGACGGCGCCAUCCCCCGCGGAGCAGCGGCAUCACCCCUUCAGCGUGGAGGCGCUCAUGUCCGGGAGUCGCCGGGGAGAGUCCGCCGCGGCUCGGAUGGAGUCCGCCAGAGGAAUGAACUCGUUAUAUUUGUACCGAGACGGCUUCGGUCCCGCGGACAGCAAGAACCUCAUGUCUCCUUCCCCGAUCAAAUCAGAGUCUUCAGAGAGCGAGGAGGGCUCACUCUGGGUCAACAACACUUCUCAGCCCCUUGUCAGUCCUUCCUGUCAGCUGAGGAAACACAAGACCAACCGAAAACCGCGGACCCCCUUCACCACGUCCCAACUCCUGGCGCUGGAGAGAAAGUUCCGGCAGAAGCAGUACCUGUCCAUCGCCGAACGGGCCGAGUUCUCCUCCUCCCUGACUCUGACCGAGACCCAGGUCAAGAUCUGGUUCCAGAAUCGACGCGCCAAAGCCAAGAGGCUCCAAGAGGCCGAGCUGGAGAAGAUGAAACUGGCCACUGACAACAAGAGCGGCUCUUUGGCGACCGCCGCGGCCCUCCACCCUGGUUUUACGUUUGCACUGGGACCCAUGUCGCUGUACGGACAGUCUUACUCUGCCUACCACCAGCACCACAGACCCCUUCUGCCCCUCUCCUCUUUAGGACUGUACGCCGCUCCGCUGGGAUACGGCAUGUACCACCUGUCCUAAGUGUGGGAUUAUUUCUGGAGGAUUUUCCCCCAAAUGACAUGGAGAGGAUCUUUCCUUCCCCCGGGAGGGCGGCAGCCUCCCGAGCUCUGUGUUUACACGACUGUCUAUACGAGGUGGCGUCAGUGUCCGGCUGUUUAUGCGGCCCUGUUUACUUCUGCCACAAUCUCACAGGGAGGAGACGCCAGCCAGCCUCACGAGUGCCUUAUUCAACGUCGCCUUAAUUAAAAGACGUUCGUGUGUACACUUGGCGGCUCAGACCAAACAAAUGAAACUAAUUUAAAGUGCCUUUCAAAGUCCAAACUGUCCCGCUGUACAGAAGAAUUGUCACAAAAAAUAUAUUUAUUCUCUUUAUGGGAAACCAUUUUUUGGACGGCGACUGUUGUGUAUUUAUGACCAUUUUAACAUUCCUUUGAAAGGGUGCAACAAUCAGUUUGUACAUAUAUUUUCUGCAAUUUUCUAUGCAAAAGUUGUAUAUUUACAUUUUUCUCUACGAAAAUUGAAUAAAUAAGUUAACAUAUUUGAUCAUGUUGCCUCUGAAGCAGUUUAGAUUUGAUGCCUAUUGUCUUUGUCUUUGGGUGAAUUAUGUUUUGACUUCAAAUUGUUCCACUGCAAAC
Messenger RNA from Synchiropus splendidus (mandarinfish), 1451 nucleotides. It is a transcript of the gene msx2b, whose product is annotated as muscle segment homeobox 2b. Gene Ontology annotation, cellular component: nucleus. Lineage: Eukaryota; Metazoa; Chordata; Actinopteri; Syngnathiformes; Callionymidae. The record is from RefSeq and is a predicted model, not a curated record. The transcript has 2 exons. The coding region runs from base 94 to 837 and encodes 247 amino acids. Gene Ontology annotation, molecular function: RNA polymerase II transcription regulatory region sequence-specific DNA binding; DNA-binding transcription factor activity, RNA polymerase II-specific. Gene Ontology annotation, biological process: regulation of transcription by RNA polymerase II; embryonic morphogenesis.